UCAUCUCGCCCCACCCUCCUUUCCUCUACGCAUUGGCGAUUCGACAUUCUAGGCUUGCCUUAUUCCCUCGCGACCCUCGGGACAACUAUCUAAAGAAAAGACGGCAGAAUGUCCGGUUCGAUAUGGGUCAUGGCCCUAUCCAGAGAGCCGCUCUUCAUUAAGAUGAAGCUACUACUGCUGCUGCUACAUACGUCGAGUUUUCACACGUAGCGGUAUUUCCAAGAUACCUAUUACUACCACUGCUACAUACAAGUGUAUACCGUAUACUUUCAAUUCCAACUGACGAUCGAACCAUACCUUCGUUACACGAUACGAUACGAAUACUCGUUACUACUGAUCUCGAUCAUUCGUAGUCGACAUGUCGGACUAUAGGGAUCUAAGGAUAUCCGUCAUUGGCGCGGGUAUGGGCGGCCUUGCCUGCGCGCUCGCCUUCGCCAAGAAAGGAUUCAGGAAAGUCGAUGUAUACGAGACAGCUUCAAACUUGGGCUUUGUCGGCGCUGGUAUUCAAUUGGCGCCGAACAUGGCUCGCGUGUUGGACCGUUGGGGUUGCUGGGACGAAAUCCUAGCUGAGGCGACCAACAUCAAGUCAUCUAGUAUCCGCGAAGGUUCGACAAACCGCGAACUCGUCCACGUCGAGAUGCCCGACAUCGAAGAGAAGUACGGUUACCCCCAUUGCACAGGUCACCGCGCCUCGCUGGCUGGUGGCUUGUAUGAGGGAUGCAAAAAAGAGCCCGCUAUUACCUUCCAUUUCUCGACUUCGUUAGAGAACGUAUCCUAUUUCGGCCCAGACAAGACAGUCUUCACAGCCAAGCCGCGUAAUGCCGAACCAUACGAAGUAGAAACCGACGUCCUCCUCGGUGCCGACGGCAUCAAAUCCGCCGUACGGACCUCCCUCCUCCGCGCCCUAAACAUCACGGCCGACGUCGAAGACACAGGCCAGGCAGCAUACCGAAUCAUGCUGUCGCGAGAGCAAAUGGAGCACGACCCCGAGCUUCUCGAGCUCCUAGACGCGGAUUGCGCGCUUCGAUGGAUCGGCGAGAAGCGACACAUCGUAGCGUACCCGAUUAGCAACAAGACUAUCUACAACCUCUCAACAUGCCAACCCGACGUCAAUUUCGCCGCCGCGACUAAUGCGACAUACACAACGAAGGGAAGUAAGCCGGCUAUGCUAAAGGUGUAUGCCGACUUCCACCCCAUCGUCGAGAAGAUGUUGAACAUGGUGCCCGAGGGUGAGGUCUGUGAGUGGCGUCUACGUUCGCACGCCCCACUCGCCAGCUGGGUGCUCGGCGGUGUCGCACUCGUUGGUGAUGCUUGCCACCCCACCCUACCGCAUCUCAGUCAAGGUGCCGCGAUGGCCAUUGAAGAUGCGGCUGUGCUAGCGGAAGUCGUAAGCAGCGCCCCGGGCGGUGGCGCCGACCGUGAGGCUUUGUCGAAAGCGUUGAAGGUGUACGAGCUCCUACGUAAAGAGCGUACCUCCAUCUUAGUAGAGCUAGCGGCGUCGUCGGCGCGCACACUACAUCUUGGCGAGGGUAAGGCGAAAGAGGAGCGUGACAGGCAAUUCGCGAAUGCGAAGAAGAGAGGUACCCCGAUCCCGGAUAAAUGGGCUAGUCCGGAGGUUCAACAUAUGAUCUACUCGUAUGAUUGCGUGAAAGAAGCUCAAGAGCUAUUUGAAGAGCUAUACGGAACACUGGCAGAGGGGUAUCUCGGCUCCGCGCCAGUAUCAAAUGGAAACGGGAUCGCGACAAACGGCCAUGCGAAUGGCGUCGCGGCGUAGAAAUUAGAAGUUGCAUAUCAGAGUAGUCAUUGCAUUUGUACGAGAGCAUAAAUGAGAAUUGUAGAAGUAGGAAGAAAUAUCAAUGGAAUUGAUUCAUCAACAUCGCGGGCUGCCUGUGAAUAAAAGCAGCAGCAGAAUGCCAUAUAAAAUACAACAAAGGAACCUAUUGAUCCCGUAA
Molecule: messenger RNA, 1952 nt
Organism: Hypoxylon trugodes
Lineage: Eukaryota; Fungi; Ascomycota; Sordariomycetes; Xylariales; Hypoxylaceae
Product: FAD/NAD(P)-binding domain-containing protein
Exons: 2
Coding region: 359-1774 (471 amino acids)
Biological process (GO): secondary metabolite biosynthetic process
Molecular function (GO): FAD binding; monooxygenase activity
Source: RefSeq, a predicted model, not a curated record